AACGGACCAAGCAAGAGAAGCGCGAGAACGUGCACCACCUUUCCACUGCAGCAGCAGCAGCAGCAGCAUCCACCUCUGACCGAGCCUGAAACCCUUUCAGCAUCACGACAGACAGCCCUGACUGACCCCCGCCCCCAACAAACAAACAAAGUAGACCGGAGAGAUGGACGAGAACGUGCAGACGAUGGUGCACUACCUCCAGCAGACGCUGGACCCCAACCCGGCCACGCGCAAGGAGGCGGAGAAGUUUCUCGAGUCAGUGGAGCACAACGAGGGCUUCCUCAUGAUUCUGGUCAACACAAUGAUGACGGACUCGCUCGACCGCGGCGUGCGACAGGCCGCCGCCAUCACCUUCAAGAACGUCGUCAAGAGGCGCUGGGCCUCCGAGGAAAACAGCCUCGCCCAGUCGGACAAAGAGCAAAUCAAGACGCAAAUCAUCUCCAUCAUGCUCAACACCCCGCAGUACGUGCAGAAGCAAAUCUGCGAAGCCAUCGCCCGCAUCGCCAAGUCCGACUUCCCGGAGCACUGGCAGCAGCUCCUGCCCAGCCUCAUCGAGCAUCUCCAAGGCACCGACUUCAACGCCAUCAAGGGCGUCCUCCGCGCCGCAGACCCCAUCUUCUGGAAGUAUCGGUACGAGGAGCGUAGCGACGAAUUGUGGAUCGAAAUCAAGUACGUCAUCGACACCCUCGCGCAACCGCUGACUACGCUGUUUGGCAAUUGCGUCAAGGCUGUGGAGCAGCUGGCCAGCGAGCCCGCCCAACUCGUGCCCGUCUUGGAGGCAACAGAGCUUGUUCUGCAGAUCUUCUACAGCCUCAACUUCCAGGACCUGCCUGCGUUCUUUGAGGAUCACAUGGAGGAGUGGAUGCACGGGUUUCUCACGCUGCUCAAGCUGCCCAACAUGCCCGAGCUUGAUGACGACGACCUGGAGAAGCCAGGCGUUGUGCAGCAGGUGAAGGGCCAGAUUUGCGCCUGCAUCAGCCUCUACGCACAGAAGUACGACGAGGAGUUCCAGAUCUACCUGCGUCAGUUUGUGGACGUUGUGUGGCACUUGCUCACCACCACCGGUCUUGAAGUCAAGAACGAUUACCUUGUGAGCACUGCGAUGAACUUCCUGACGUCUGUGUCCGAGCGGAAGCAGAACAUGGAUCUUUUCUCCGACGAGGCCGUCCUCAAGGCAAUCUGCGAGCAGGUGAUUGUGCCGAACAUGUACUUCCGGGAGGCGGACGAGGAGAUUUUCGAGGACAACGCGGAGGAGUACAUCCGACGCGACAUUGAGGGCUCAGAUGUUGACACGCGACGCCGCGCUGCCUGCGACCUUGUGCGUGGACUGUGCAAGUUCUUUGAGAGCCAGGUCACCGACAUCUUCUCUGCCCACGUCUCCACCCUCAUCGAGACGUAUCAGGCUGAUCCCGUCAACAACUGGAAGUCGAAGGAUGUUGCCAUCUUCCUUGUCACCUCACUCGCGGUGCGCAGCAAGACAGCGAGCGCUGGCACCACAGAGACCAACCAGUUUAUCAACGUUGAAGACUUUUUCCACAACGUAAUCGUCGCACAUCUCAAGCCGGAUGCCGGUUCCCAUCCUGUGCUCGUUGCGGACGCCAUCAAAUACGUCCUCACUUUCCGCGGUCACCUGGCGCACGAGACAAACGCCGGGGUGCUGCCCUACCUCAUCCACCACCUCUCCUCCCCAAUCUGCGUCGUCAACUCCUACGCUGCUGCGUGCAUUGAGCGGCAGCUUGUGUCGCGUCGCCAAGGGGCGCUGCUGCUCCCCGUUGAUGUCGUCACGCCGCAUCUUGAGUCCCUCCUCACGAACCUCUUCCACGCCCUCAGCGUCCCCGGCAAUGGCGAGAACGAAUACGUCAUGAAAGCCAUUAUGCGCACGAUUGUGGCCUGUAAGGCUGCCAUCCUCCCCUACAUUGUGACGAUUGUGGACAAGCUUGCAGCCAUCUUGCUGGAGGUUGCCAAGAACCCUGGCCGUCCACGCUUCAACCACUUUAUGUUUGAGGCGUUUGGUUCCGCCAUCCGGUUCUCGUGCUCGACGAGCCACGAGAUUCUGGAGAAGUUUGAGGCGGCGCUCUUCCCGCCAUUUGAACUCCUCCUCACAAACGACGUCGAAGAGUUCCAGCCGUACAUCUUCCAGCUGCUUGCGCAGUUGCUUGAGCUGCGGCAGCCACCAGUGCCAGACACGUACAUGAGUCUGUUUCCGCACCUCACCAACCCGGGCUUGUGGGAGUCUGGUGCCAACACCACCCCGCUUGUUCGCUUCCUCUGCGCCUUCUUCAAAGUGGGCAAGACCACGGUGGUCAGCGGCACGGCCGAGAUUGAGGGCUUGCUCGGCGUGUUCCAGAAGCUCAUCGCAUCAAAGGCGCACGACCAAGACGGCUUCAAGCUGCUCACUGCGAUGGUGGCUAACCUCCCAUACGAGAUGCUUGCCCCGUACAUGGAGACAGUGAUGCGCCUCAUGCUUGCACGCAUGACAGGCUCCCGAACAGCCAAGUUCACCUCCAACUUCAUCACAUUCGUCUGCUUCCUCACCGGCGUGCGCGAUCCAAACACAGUCGCCCAGAUCUUCGAUGCCAUCCAACCUGGGCUGUUUGGGAUGGUGCUGAACCGCAUCAUGGAGGACGUGCGAAAGGUGUCGGGCGACGCCGAGCGCAAGGCCUGUGUGAUUGGCAUCACCCAGAUGCUCUGCGCCAGCAACACCGUCAUGUCCCAGCCAGAGUUGUGGGCCAAGCUGCUGGAGACGCUUGUCAGCGUGAUUGAACUGCCGGAGGAGGAGCAUCCCGACGAAUUUGACGUCGAGGAGCCUGUUGCAGACGCGUCUGGAUAUCGCACGGCAACGUUCAACCGGCUCGCAUAUGCCGGGCAGCCAGAUGAGGACUACUUCAAGGAGGUGUCUGAUGUGCGCACGUUUGUUGCGCAGCAUCUUGGCAGCUGCUUCUCGCAGCACCAGAACCUGAAGGCGGCCAUCCCGGCAAACGUACAGCAGCCGCUCUCCUCGUACUUCCAGGCCGCUGGUGUAGCUCUCGCGUAGGUGACAGACAGACAACCGCAUGCUUUCUCCCCUCCCGCUCACACACUCGCCCCCUUUGUUCUUCAUUCAAGCAAGCAAGAAAGCAGGAGAUCAAGCAAGGGGAUCGAUAUGUCUUUGCAUUGUGAUUGUGAUUGCGUCGUUUCAUUCAUGGUUCACAAGUCACAACAAUGAAAAUGAAGAAGACAGAAA
Molecule: messenger RNA, 3223 nt
Organism: Salpingoeca rosetta
Lineage: Eukaryota; Choanoflagellata; Craspedida; Salpingoecidae
Product: cellular apoptosis susceptibility protein
Exons: 20
Coding region: 164-3034 (956 amino acids)
Biological process (GO): protein import into nucleus; protein export from nucleus
Cellular component (GO): cytosol; nuclear envelope
Molecular function (GO): nuclear export signal receptor activity; small GTPase binding
Source: RefSeq, a predicted model, not a curated record